AGCAAACCUUCGUUCCCAUUGACGACAGACCAUGGUGCUGUAUGUCCUGUAUGUGAAGGCGGACUUGGACGCGAUUGAUUUGUGGGAGUUCCCUGUGAACCACCGAUGGUGCUUGGACAUUAAGGAGCCCACGAGCGAAGAGAAGCGUGAAGCCGUGUGGGUGUGCGACGACGAACUGCUGGAAGUGUCGGGCGGCCGCGGCGAGGCGCAUUUCUUGAUGAAGUGGCCUGGCGCGAAAAAGGAAAGCCAGUUGACGAUCGUCCGCGACGUGAAGAAGCUCACGCGCCCCAUCAAGGGAGAAGACUCGGGCGAGUUCGUCCCUGUCGUGGGCUUUGAGUGCCGCGGCCUCGAACCCGUGGUGUGGUACCCCGAAGGCGGGUACACGCUCACGUCUGCGGGCGGCACGGCCACGUUCCACGACGUCAACUUGGCGGAAGACUGGUCCGAGUACGACGAAGAUGGCGAACAGGCCGUGGGGAUUUACUCGAUCGAGCACAAGUUCGUCGUGGUCAAGGAAAAGAAGUAAUCAUUGCUAACCUGCAUCAUACCAGUCUACACUAAGCUCUCUCAUGGCGCCACGGAUGCUUUAGCCGACGAGAGGGUGACCGCGGGGGCAUUUUGCUCGGCCUCGUCUUGGUUGUCUUUUUCGUCUUGUUCCUUCUGCACAUCUUGGAACACAUCGCGCAAGAGCGAGUCGAAGUCCCAUGCAUCGUCAUCUUCUUGAACCUACAUUUUGUUUUCCAUGGGAAUGAAUGUCGC
Molecule: messenger RNA, 759 nt
Organism: Aphanomyces astaci
Lineage: Eukaryota; Oomycota; Saprolegniomycetes; Saprolegniales; Verrucalvaceae
Exons: 1
Coding region: 32-526 (164 amino acids)
Molecular function (GO): zinc ion binding
Source: RefSeq, a predicted model, not a curated record